Molecule: messenger RNA, 393 nt
Organism: Gloeophyllum trabeum ATCC 11539
Lineage: Eukaryota; Fungi; Basidiomycota; Agaricomycetes; Gloeophyllales; Gloeophyllaceae
Product: NIPSNAP-domain-containing protein
Exons: 4
Coding region: 1-393 (130 amino acids)
Cellular component (GO): mitochondrion
Source: RefSeq, a predicted model, not a curated record
AUGCUUCCGUAUCUUACGUCUCGUUCCUCGCAGCUAAGCCAGGAAUUUGCGUUCUUUCCCACUGCACCUCCCCAUGCGCAAGGAGGUAUUUUUGAGCUCAGGUCUUACCAGCUGAGACCCGGUGCUCUCUUGGAAUGGGAGCAUGUAUGGCGGAGAGGUAUUGAGGCACGCAGGAAGUUAGUCGCCCCGGUCGGCGCGUGGUUUUCUCAAGUAGGCCGUCUACACCAAGUGCAUCACAUGUGGCAAUAUCCCGAUUUGGAAACUAGAAAGGAGAUUCGGGAACAGGCCUGGAAAGUGGACGGUUGGGCCGAGACUGUCUCGAAGACCGCACAACUAGCCAAGACUAUGGACGCUUUCAUUCUGUCCCCUCUGCCCUUCAGUCCGCUGAAGUAG